Molecule: messenger RNA, 3000 nt
Organism: Stylophora pistillata
Lineage: Eukaryota; Metazoa; Cnidaria; Anthozoa; Scleractinia; Pocilloporidae
Product: poly(ADP-ribose) glycohydrolase
Biological process (GO): carbohydrate metabolic process; regulation of DNA repair; ATP generation from poly-ADP-D-ribose
Cellular component (GO): cytoplasm; nucleus
Molecular function (GO): poly(ADP-ribose) glycohydrolase activity
Source: RefSeq, a predicted model, not a curated record
GUUUAGUUUUUUCGGGUACAAGUUUCGUAUUUCAUGUUAAUUGUUCUUGAAUCUUUUGACAGUUAUGCCUUGACAGCGGGCCAAAUCAACUAGUUCCUACUCUUCAUGCAUUGGAACCUUAGCAGGAAUAAUGAGCAUUAAGUUUAAUGCGGAUCGAAAGCGUAAACGGCUCAAACAAUCCAGCAUCGAGGAGAGUUUCAAAAGACAUCGGACCAUGAUGUCAAUGGUGCCCCUUCACCUCCUAGACGGGAAAGAAGAGCUCCCAAUGGAAAACAUCCAACACAGUUCAUCUCCAUUAGAGAUGGUCAAUGAUCAGGAAGGAGAUCUUAGAAAGAAAAGGGCUCUUCUGGCUGAUGCUGCAGAGAAAAGGAGGGGUGCUUCAAACACAGUGUGUACUUCAGUAACAUCUACAGCAAGUUCAGACAUGGUUGUUGAAGGUGGAAGCAAAGAUGAAUUAAGUGAUAAUGAUGACAACCUCGUCGGCUUUGACGAUUCUCCUUUAAUGUUCACAGAUUCACCUAGCCCUGUGCCUGCUCCAGUAGAGAUACCAUCCAUUCAGGCCACUGAGAGAUUUGUUUCAGGACCCUCUCUUUCAACUGAUUUUGUUGAACCUCCCAAACCCUCUCACAAAAACUACAGAGACAGAUGGGAUAAAAACCAUGUAAGGAUGCCUUGCUCAAGAGAAAACCUUUACCCAGGACAGUGUGAAAAGAAAAUUAUUCAGAAUAGAUGGGAGCUAAUAGAAGCAACCUUAUUAGGAUCAAUCACAAACUCAGUUGAUCUACAGGAUGCAAUUUUAAAGUACAAUGCUCACUACUCCAAGAGGUGGAACUUUGAAGCUCUACACAGCUACUUUAAUGAGGUACUGGAUGUCAGCCAAAGAAAUGAAUUUUUCAGCAAGACAUUACCAGAAAUGGUGUCUCUUACUCUUCAACUUCCCACUUUGUGUACACAGGCCAUUCCUCUUUUAAAACGGCAACAGAAUCACAGUAUAACAAUGAGCCAAGAGCAGGCUGCCUGUCUGUUGGCCAAUGCAUUCUUUUGUACAUUUCCAAGACGCAACUCUUACAAACACUCCGAAUAUUCGUCAUUUCCAGAUAUAAAUUUUAAUAGAUUAUUUCAAGGCGGGAAGGGAGGAACAAAUUCAGUCAAAACAGAAAAACUUCAGGCCAUCUUUCAUUACUUCAAGAGAAUCAUCAAGGAGAUGCCUAAGGGAACUAUUACUUUUCAAAGACAGGUUGUGGAAUCUUCUGACAUGCCUGACUGGGAAAGAUGUAAUACGCUGUUUGGAAAACUUCACGUCUCCACUAGUGGUACAAUUGAAGACAACGGAACGGGAUUUCUUCAGGUUGAUUUUGCAAACAAGUACAUUGGUGGAGGUGUUAUAGGCGAGGGUUGUGUCCAAGAAGAAAUACGCUUUCUUAUAUGUCCUGAACUGAUACUUUCACGGCUGUUUUGCGAGCGGCUUGAUAACAAUGAGUGUCUCAUUAUAACAGGCGCAGAGCGUUACAGUGAUUACACGGGAUAUGCGCACACGUUUAGAUGGGCUGGUAACCAUAGCGAUAGAACAACAAGGGAUUCUUGGGGAAGACGGCACUCUAAGAUCGUGGCCAUAGAUGCACAAGUAUUUCGCUGUUAUACCGAUCAGUUUCAAGAUGGUCUGCUCAAGAGAGAACUGGACAAGGCGUACUGUGGGUUUUACUCCCCCGUAGAACGGAAAUAUCUUCCAGCGAUUGCCACAGGAAACUGGGGCUGUGGCGCCUUUGGAGGCGAUCCUAGAGUCAAAGGUUUAAUUCAAAUGAUGGCGUGUGCUACCGGGUCUAGGGACGUGGUUUAUUUCACGUUUGGAGAUGCUGAAUUAGCGGAAGAUCUUCUCAGUAUUCAUUCGUUUAUCACAGAACGAAAAUUAACAGUUGGUGAUGUUUGGAAGCUGAUGCAGCGAUACGGAAAACAAAUUCGAGCAGCCAGCUCCGUGACAGUAAAGCUAUAUACAUUUAUACGUCAGUUGCAUAAAGAUUACGAAGAUGAUACUGAUGAUGAACAACCUGAGAAUAAAGAAGAAAAUGCCGCCACCUUGAACUACAGUCUUGAAAAUGAUUGUGAAUCUUACAAAUCAAACUGCAAAGAUGUUGUGUGACGGCAAGUCCCUCGGAUCGUUUCGUGGUUAAGAACUGAAAAAGGGCAGCGGACUGCUUUGUAUACUUAAGUAUUGUGUGACGACCAGGCCCUAGCUAACGGUUACGUGACCUCGCGAAACUGAUAAUCAUGCGGUGAACACACCCUCCGUCAGAAAGGCAACUCCAAAGGCAUAAGAAGUGGUGUACUACAUAUGUUCUCCAUAUAGUGCGUGACUCUUAGACAAUUAAGUGUCACGAAAAAGUCAAAUCGAUUAACGCGUGAGAAAUUGUAGUCCGUUGAUGCAAAGCCAAAGGGAAGUCCAAAAGCAGAAAAGUUAUUAUGUGACUACCAGUUGCGUGAUCAAGGGCCACGAAAACCGAAUGACUGCCGGACAUAACGGUAUUUAUUCGAUUAAGCACCCAACCUCGAAAAAUUCCUCCACCCCCCCCCCCACAAAAAAAGGAAAAAAAAAUUUGAAGAUCACAAGAGGAGUAUUGUUAGUCGUUUCUGCAUUGGUGAACAAUCUCUGAAUUCAUAAUUCAUUGUUUUGUUGCAAAAUAAACUUACUUCUUGCUGAAAAUGAUAAAAGUUUGUUAAGGGCCCAUCUUCGAAUAAGCGCCCACUUUCAAGGUCCAAAUAUUUAGUAAGCCCCCAGGGCACUUAAUCGAAUAAAUCCGUAAGGGAGUUUGUGUGUUUCGUUAGCAAUUUAUUUUCAGACUGUUAUUUAUCGGUUUUAAUUAGGAAAUUAAGAUCGAGUUGUUAAAGAGAGGUAUAUUAUUCCUAUCUGGUUGUUGCAAAAUUAAAAGCCAAAAAUAAUUAAAUUUAAGCGUUUUAAAAAUUGUGCAGCGUGAAAUCAAUGUUAAAUUUGUUUAAAUAACAAAA